Tyto alba (common barn owl) is the source of this 2224-nucleotide messenger RNA. It is a transcript of the gene CHST12, whose product is annotated as carbohydrate sulfotransferase 12. Gene Ontology annotation, cellular component: membrane. The record is from RefSeq and is a predicted model, not a curated record. Gene Ontology annotation, biological process: proteoglycan biosynthetic process; carbohydrate biosynthetic process. Bases 554 to 1813 code for a protein of 419 amino acids. Gene Ontology annotation, molecular function: sulfotransferase activity. The transcript is spliced from 4 exons. Lineage: Eukaryota; Metazoa; Chordata; Aves; Strigiformes; Tytonidae.
CCGUCCCUUUGAAACCAUCACCUUUCAUAGAGAGGGGUUAUUGUCCCCUGUCUCCAGUACAUACCUGUGUGCAAGCUCCUUUAUUUUCGGGUUCCCCUCUGGCACUGAUAGAGUUAAUAGAAGCGGAGUCAUUUUGAUUCUGUGCUAUUCUGCUGCUGUGUGUCUCCGAAAAGCCAAACACUGUGGCAGGCCUUUGUGCUGUGUCCUGGAAAGCAGGCUCGAGCCCUUGGGAGUGCAGUGUUACGUCUGCAGUUCCUCCAGCUCCUCUUCACGUGUAGAAUGAGAGCCUGGCUUCAGGAAACACACAGCGUUUGGUGUUGCAGUGCAAAGCCACAUGUUAGGCUGCAGCUACACUGAAUUUCUGGCUCUCCCUACCUCCAAAGUAUAAAUAAAUACACCAGGGUGGAAAAACCCUAAACCUUCAGUUCUGCGGUUUAUGUCUUUUGGCACAAGCUGAGGCACCUGGUCUGCAGCACCAUGCUGGAUCCCAAGCCUCACUCUGCAAGCCAGAGGUGAAUCCAGGUGAAAGCCAGCUAUCACAGUAGGUGUCAGGAUGACCAAAGCACGGCUCCUCCGUCUCUCUGUGGUGCUGGUCUCCAUCUUCAUGAUCCUCCUGAUCAUUGUGUACUGGGACAAUGUGGGAACGGCUCACUUCUACCUGCAUACGUCCUUCUCCAGGCCUCAUUCCCCAGGAGGCAUCCCUGGUAUCACGGCAGGUGAAGACUGGGAAGCCUUGCCAGAUGUAGAUGAGUUUUUGGCAAAGCUGCUUAGUUCAAGCCUGAAACAGAAUAGCUCUAUCCCCCAAAAGACAGAGCAGCUGCUCGUCCAGGGCUCCAGCAAGCCUGUGGUGAGCAAUUUGGAGGAGAACGUGCGGGGCUAUGACUGGUCUACUCACAAUGACAGAAACAGCUUGGACCAAGAGAAACUGCAGAUAGAGAGGCAGAGAACGUUGCGAGAGUUUUGUGCCAAUUCCAGCUUCAACUUCCCCAGCAAGGAGCGCUCCUUUGACGACAUCCCAAACUAUGAGCUCAACCACCUGAUAGUGGAUGACCGCCAUGGCAUCAUCUACUGUUACGUCCCCAAGGUGGCUUGCACCAACUGGAAACGGGUGAUGAUUGUGCUUAGUGAGAGCCUGCUGGACCAGGGGGUCCCGUACCGGAACCCUCUGGAUAUCCCCCGGGAACACGUCCACAACACCAGCACCCACUUGACGUUCAACAAAUUCUGGCGACGUUAUGGGAAGUUCUCACGGCACCUCAUGAAGAUCAAGCUGAAGAAGUACACUAAGUUCCUCUUUGUACGAGACCCUUUUGUCCGCCUCAUCUCUGCCUUUCGCAGCAAAUUUGAGCUGGAGAAUGAGGAGUUCUACCGGCGUUUUGCCAUCCCCAUGCUAAAGCUGUACUCCAACCAUACCAACCUUCCCACAUCUGUUAGUGAGGCCUUCGGGGCAGGCCUCAAAGUCUCUUUCUCUGACUUCAUCCAGUACUUGCUGGAUCCCAGGACAGAGAAGAUGGUCCCCUUCAAUGAGCACUGGAGGCAGAUUUACCGUCUGUGUCAUCCAUGCCAGAUAGACUAUGAUUUCAUCGGAAAGCUGGAGACGCUGGAUGAGGAUGCUACUUACCUAUUGCAGCUCCUCAAGGUGGACAGGCUGCUUCGCUUCCCCCCCAGCUACCGGAACAGGACUGCCAGCAGCUGGGAAGAUAACUGGUUUGCCAAAAUCCCACUGGCUUGGAGGCAGCAGCUCUACAAGCUUUAUGAAGCAGAUUUUGUAUUGUUUGGCUACCCCAAGCCAGAAAACUUGCUUAAAGACUAGAAGUGAUUGGGUCGUGGGUGUGGGAGGGAACAUCUGAAAUACCAAAAAUGUUUAAAGCCUCCUCAUUUUUGCUCUUAACUCCCUUCCCCAUACAGGUUGAUGCAAUGGAAUAUAUUUUUUCUACCGCUUCCCCUUCCAUUUUUGCAAUAAUGCCAGAGUCCAGGGUAUUCCAGCCAGCUGUGCAUAUGCAAAAAAUGCCAGGUUUAUUUGUUUUCUGUUUUUUAAAAUGUCCCCAUGUUUUGCAAUGGGUCGCUGCCCUUGGUCACUCUGCCAGCUGUGUCCUUCAGUAGCUUUUUAUUAAUACUUUUUAAAAAUUAAUAUAUUUAAGAUAUUUAAUACAAAGCGUGUGUCGUGGCAAAGGAAGGGAAGGAAUAAAAACAAAAAAAGUAAAAGGAAAAACCCAAGAAAUGA